Molecule: messenger RNA, 5801 nt
Organism: Pelobates cultripes (western spadefoot toad)
Lineage: Eukaryota; Metazoa; Chordata; Amphibia; Anura; Pelobatidae
Source: the annotation of a GenBank genome assembly
AUGACUGUUCCUAAUCACCCUAUAAUUGCAAAGGUCGGAUCAUCUGCCCUUGUUCCUUGCACAUUCCAAGUAUCUGGAGAGGAUGUGAACCCCAAUUUACUUACUGUUAUAUGGAAAUUUGGAGGAAAAAAACUGUUGAUAUAUGAGAACAACAAAUAUAAGGUUUUACACCAAAGGAUAACAAUAGACAAGCAGGCCUUCAGCAAGGGUGAUGUUUCUUUGUCUCUACACGAUGUGACCAUCAAUGAUGAAGGAAGUUACACAUGUGUAGUGACUUACAACAGAGACAAAGAAAUGAAAAAUAUUAAAUUGAAUAUUCAAGGUAAAUAUAUGUUAAACACAAAACAAGAAACAAAGAUAAAGCUCAGAUUUUAAUAUGAGGAAAAAAAUCAUAACAUUUUCGUUAAAAGGACACUAUAGUCACAAACUAUUUUAGCAUAUGAAGCCGGUUUAGUGUAUAGAUCAUGCCCCUGCAGUGGCUUAAUUCACUGCCAUUUAGGAGUUAAAUAACUUUUGUUUCUGUUUAUGCAGCCCUAGCCACACCUUACUUGGCUGUGACUGACACAGCCUGCAUGAAAGCAAAAUGGCUUCAUUUUCAAUCCGAUGUAACAUAUGUUAAAUGGUUUUAUCAUCUGCUUUGUGAAUUGAACUUUAAUCACACACAGGAGGCUUCUGCAGGGUCUAGCAAGCUAUUAACAGAGCAGGAGAUAAGAAAUUCUAAAGUAACCAGAAUUUGCAAUAAAAGAAGUGUAAACAUUAGAGGACAUUUUAGAGGAAGGGUUUAGGAAGGUUGUGUAAGUCACAUGCAGGGAGGUGUGCUUAUGGCAGCAUAAAGAAAGUGAUUUAACUCCUAAAUGGCAAAGAACUGAUCAGUGAGACUUCAGGGGGAUGGUCUAUACACCAAAACUGCUGCAUUAAGUUAAAGUUGUUUUAGUGACUAUAGGGUCCCUUUAAAUUAUAUUACAUGAUCUAUCUGCUGUAGUAUAAAGGUGCAAAUAUUUUGUCUAUGAUGGGUUAUCAAUAUAUUGGGUAACUAAGUGGCCCUCCAAGACCACAGAAGAGCAUAAUGGCCAACUCUGUCUUACUUUAAAUAUUUCCCUUUUUCUUCACAGCUUCUCCAUCAGUUAAAAUAACCAAAACAUCACUGAAAUUAGAUAGCGAGAAUUCGCUUAACUGUUGGGUCAAACACUUCUACCCAAAAGCCAUUGGUGUGACUUGGUUUAGGAAUGGACAACCACUGCACAUUUCAAACAUGGACAAAAUUCAGAGGAACUCUGACGGCACCUAUAGCUUGGAAAGUUCUGUAAUUGUCACCCCAACAGAAUCCAAAGACUUACAACUCUUUGAGUGUCAAGUGGAACAUGAAUCCCUAGGAAACCCUAUUAAGGAUAUAUUUACAUUGUGGAAUAGAGGUGAGAGCAAUAUUCUACAAUGUGCUUCCAGAUUGGCAAACUGGUACUACUGUUUUAAAACUCACUGUAGGGUAAUAUGCAAACAAGGCAACAAGAGUAAAAAAGGAUGGUGGAUGUAUUUUCCAUCUCACCUACUGCCCAUGUAAUGCUUGCUUUCUACCUGGCACAGAAUAGAGUAUAACCAGUUCUCUUUUCUCCCUUAGAAGUUUCUCGCACUGUCAGGAAGAGAAUGCGGGCAAUGGAAGAGAUUUCCAAUUUGGGUGAGUUUUAUACUAACUGCAGAAGAAAAAUAAACUACUUUUCAGGGAAAUAGUAUAAACAAUAUCAAAGGCUUGCAGCUUCUGUACAUGGGAAAUGAAGGGAACAAUAGGGCACUUGGGACACCGCAAAUCUCCCUCACCUCACUGCAUUGUUGCCAUAAGGAACCACUACUGUAAGGAAAUUUUGAGUCUCGAUUCCAAGAAACUUUUCUACUUUUUUUUGUCAUAAUAUCUGGUCAGUUCUUUACAAUUCUUAUUUCUCAUUUUAGAGAAUACAACCAUAAGUGGAUAUCAAAUUAAGAGAGGACAUCAAAACGGGUGGUUAUUUAAGAUGGUAAAAAAAAUCUGCACUACCACUGAGCUAAUCCAAUAUUUUUCAAUAUAAUUACCAACCAUCAGCAAAUUGUGAGAGUACUUCUUCUCUUUCCUAUUAUAGAUCUAUUUUAGAAAAGGCCUUGUUACAACAAUGCAUUACCUUAUGACAAUGAAGCAGAGUUGGAUUUUUUUCUUCCUGAACUUGGACAUUUUGGGGGAAAAAUGUAAUUCUCUUAGUUCACUACAGUACCUGAAAUGCCAAAUACAACCCUCUUGUUAUAUUUCCCGUUUGUCUCAGUAGUUGCCUCCUAAUAUUUCUAUUUGGACACUAUUUUUCUCUAGAACCUUUUUCUCCAGGCCGCCACCGUCCUACCACCACCAUAAGUACUCGAACAUCAAGGUUCUUCUUUGAUUAUCCAGACUCCGAUGUUGAUAGCGUUAUGAAGGUUUAUAAGUUCAUUGGAGAGGAGCCUAAAAUAAACGACACUGGUAUGUUUAAAUCUCUGACAUACCAAUAUUUAUUGAGGAGAGAAGUGGCUUUUGGCACGUACAUAUAAUUGAUGCAGGAUACGAUUAUGUGCAAAGAGCUGGAUUUAGUUGUCAAUCUAAUGACUAGAUUAUGAGAAUGUAUUAAAGUAAUGUGUUAAUACAGUGUGUAAUAUUUAUAUGAAUGUAAUAUGUCAAUGUGUGAAAGCAUCUAUAUCUGUGGUGUGUUCAUACUUGACUGUAGUGUGCAAAUGCAAAAUCUAAAAAUGUAUUGAGAUUACCAGGUGUUUACUCAGCUGCAACAGUCUAUGUAUUAGGCAAUAGUGAUGCACCGAACGGUUCGCCGGCGAACAGUUCCCGACGAACAUAGUGUGUUCGCGUCCGCCGCAGACGGCGAACACAUGCGCAGUUCGAUCCGCCCCCUAUUCGUCAUCAUUGAGUAAACUUUGACCCUGUACCUCACAGUCAGCAGACACAUUCCAGCCAAUUAGCAGCACACCCUCCCUAGCAGACCCUCCCACCUACUGGACAGCAUCCAUUUUAGAUUCAUUCUCAAGCUGCAUGCUUAGUGAGAGGAGGGAAAGUGUAGCUGCUGUUGAUUAGAUAGGGAAAUGCAUAGCUAGGUUAGGGUAUACAGUGUCCACUACAGUCCUGAAGGACUCAUCUGAUCUCUGCUGUAAGGACAGCACCCCAAAAAGCCCUUUUUAGGGCUAGAACAUCAGUCUGCUUUUUUUUUUUCUGUGUAAUGUAAUUGCAGUUAGUUGUCUGCCACUGCUGCCAGCUUCUGUGUCAGGCUCACAGUGGAUACUGUGCCCAGUGCCACCACUCACUAUCUGGUGUCACAAUAGCUUGCAUUUAAAAACAAAAAACUUUUUUCACUGUUAUAGAUUGAAUAGCAGUCAGCGUCCUUAAAGCGGGUGUGUCAGGCUCACAGUGGAUACUGUGCCCAGUGCCACCACUCACUCACUGGUGUCACAAUAGCUUGCAUUUAAAAACAAAAAACUUUUUUCACUGUUAUAGAUUGAAUAGCAGUUAGUUGUCUGCCACUGCUGCCAGCUUCUGUGUCAGGCUCACAGUGGAUACUGUGCCCAUUUGCCCAGUCAGUGCCACCACUCAUAUCUGGUGUCACAAUAGCUUGCAUUUAAAAACAAAAAACUUUUUUCACUGUUAUAGAUUGAAUAGCAGUAGUGUUCACAGUGGAUACUGUGCCCAGUGCCACCACUCACUACUGGUGUCACAAUAGCUUGCAUUUAAAAACUUUUUUCACUGUUAUAGAUUGAAUAGCAGUCAGUUGUCUGCCACUGCUGCCAGCUUCUGUGUCAGGCUCACAGUGGAUACUGUGCCCAGUGCCACCACUCACUCAUCUGGUGUCACAAUAGCUUGCAUUUAAAAACAAAAAACUUUUUUCACUGUUAUAGAUUGAAUAGCAGUCAGUGUCCUUAAAGCGGGUGUGUAAGGCUCACAGUGGAUACUGUGCCCAGUGCCACCACUCACUCACUGGUGUCACAAUAGCUUGCAUUUAAAAACAAAAAACUUUUUUCACUGUUAUAGAUUGAAUAGCAGUCAGUGUCCUUAAAGCGGGUGUGUCAGGCUCACAGUGGAUACUGUGCCCAGUGCCACCACUCACUCACUGGUGUCACAAUAGCUUGCAUUUAAAAACAAAAAACUUUUUUCACUGUUAUAGAUUGAAUAGCAGUUAACUGUCUGCCACUGCUGCCAGCUUCUGUGUCAGGCUCACAGUGGAUACUGUGCCCAUUUGCCCAGUCAGUGCCACCACUCAUAUCUGGUGUCACAAUAGCUUGCAUUCAAAAACAAAAAACUUUUUUCACUGUUCUAGAUUGAAUAGCAGUUAGUUGUCUGCAAGCGUCUGUGUCAGGCUCACAGUGGAUACUGUGCCCAGUGCCACCACUCACUCACUGGUGUCACAAUAGCGUGCAUUUAAAAACCCAAAAACUUUUUUCACUGUUAUAGAUUGAAUAGCAGUUAGUUGUCUCAAAGCGGGUGUGUCAGCCCUACACCUGUGACAGGGAGGGGUGCAAAACCAAGGAGUCGGCCUCACUCCUAAAUGUAUACAUAAAACCAGGGGGCUACACUCACCUGAACAUGUAUAAAUGGGGUGCUGCUGGGCCAAUUUAUACUUUCUUCUCACUUGAUCUGCGAUCCACAUAGCGGGAAAAUGCCAAGUACUGAAAAAUAGAAUUGUUAUGUAUAUAUUUUGCAGAGCACUUAUUGGCCAUUUUCAAGCCAUUUUGGCUGACCUGACUCAGUUUCCCAAGUCAUUUACAUGCAUGAAAUCCAUCUGAACAAAAAAUGCCAUAUGAAUGAAUUUUAAACACCCAAACUAAAUGUUUCUGCUGUGCACAAUUCUAGAAAAUAUGCAAUUAUAGUUCUAAGACAGGAACCCUAACGAAAGUGUGCCAGUAGGUAAAUACAAAUUCACCCCGGAGUGUGAGUCAGUGUAAGAGAAGUGAGCGCCUGCAUGCGUCUGUCAGCAGAUUUUGGCAUGUUGAUAGUGUAUUCCACAAUAAACGAUAAUGUUUCUUUCUUUCUUUCAAGCCACACUGAAUGCAAUCUUCAGGACAGUGAUAUUAAGUGUGUUGGGUCUGACGCUCUUCUGCUCAUGCUAUCAUAUAUGCUGCAGAAUGUAAGUAUAUGUCAUCCCACAAUCUCAAACGUCUCAACUCAUUUCUCAUCUAACACCACCAUUGAAUAUCUCCCCAAUCACCUCUCGGAGGAAUACUUCACGUUUAAGUCCCCUCAUCAAUAUCUCUCACCAUCCCUGCCUUCAACAAAAUCAUUCUCCAUUCCACAUUCCCUCAAUAAUAACUCUCUCCAUAGAUUCCACAUUAUUAGUCUGCUUUCCAUUCUGUGUUUGCCGUCCUUCCUUAAAUUACAUCACUGGCUGUUCUCAUUCACAUUAUUGGUUUGCUCCCCUGUGCCAUAUUUUCAUUAUGCCCUUUGACCUCAUCAAUUACAUAUUUUCUGAUAUUGUGUUAUUGUACUGCCUUCUCUAUCAUAUAAAAGGCCUCAACCGUUUCUCUGUCACAUUUUUUAGCCUCCUUGCUCAUGCUCCUGGCUCUCUGAAAUUUGAGAUUCUUGCUAUCCUACAUCUGUCACAUUUUUUUUUUUUCUCCCUUCUGUUACAUUAGCAACAAGUUCUCUUCCUCUGUCAUGUUUGUUUGCUCCAGUCCAUCCCUUUUUCUUUUGUGGGGUGAUCAUAUUGUUUUGUUAUUUUUCAGUAACUAAAGGUGCAAAUAUUUUGCCAAGUUACCGGUAUUUAUUUAUAUUCUCUCCUUUUUCCUCCUACAGAUUUUGUAUGUGUGGAUAG